Messenger RNA from Sphaeroforma arctica JP610, 279 nucleotides. RefSeq lists its product as hypothetical. The annotation marks the transcript as partial. Lineage: Eukaryota; Ichthyosporea; Ichthyophonida. The transcript is spliced from 2 exons. The record is from RefSeq and is a predicted model, not a curated record.
AAUGAAUUGGGACUGGAUCUACGCACAUGCGACUAUCUGCUGAUGAUCAAUGAGAUGAAGUUCAAGACCGAUGUAGAGGUAGUACAGUGUACGAUGGACAGUACAGGGAUUCAGGCGCUGCUUCUGGGGGAGGAACUCAACGUAUCUAAAAUCAUGGAGAGCAUGAGUCAGACCAUCGCACGGGUAGGAAUACCCACACAUAUGUGUACUAUGUGUGUGAUAUUGGCCAUAUGGUACUAUGUGUGUGAUACUUGUCUCAUGGGUGUACUAUGUGUGUGA